AAAAUCCUUUCUUUUUUUCUUUUUCUUUCUAUUUCCCUUUUUCUUUACCCUUUCCCCUUAAAACCCAUCGAACCUAGCAGUCGUCGCUAGGUUCCUUGGAACCUAGAUGUGGAUUCGUUGGAACCUAGGCUUGGGUUCGUUAGAAUCUAGGCAUGGGUUCCGUGGAAUCCAGUUGCUGAAUUCGAUGGAAUCCACACCUGAGUUCUUUCUUUCGAACCUAGUUAAGGGCCUCUCAUGGACCUACUACAAGUCCACUUGCCCCAGAGUUGAAUCCAUCGUCAGAAAGCAUCUCAAGAAGGUUUUCAAGGAGGACGUCGGACAGGCCGCCGGCUUGCUUCGUCUCCACUUCCAUGACUGCUUUGUUCUGGGAUGUGAUGCCUCGGUACUGCUGGACGGAUCGGCGAGUGGGCCAAGCGAGAAGAACGCAGUGCCUAACCUGACCUUGAGAGCCAAGGCGUUCGAGAUCAUCAACGACCUGCGCGAGCUCGUACACAAGGAGUGCGGAAGAGUCGUCUCCUGCGCUGAUCUUGUCGCACUUGCUGCUCGCGACUCUGUUUUCUUGACUGGAGGCCCAGACUAUGAAGUGCCGCUGGGAAGGCGGGACAGUCUAACCUUUGCCACAGAAGAGGCAACCUUAAACAAUUUGAUACCAGGUACAGCCAAUACCACCUUCAUUCUCAACCGUCUAGCCAUCAAAAAGCUUGACGCCACCGACGCGGUGGCCCUCUCCGGUGGUCACACCAUCGGCCUCGGCCACUGCAGCUCCUUCGAGGAACGUCUUUACCCCACCCGAGACCCCACCAUGGACAAAACUUUUGCCAAGGAUCUCAAGAAAGUCUGUCCCACUGAAGGCUACAACAACACCACCGUGUUGGACAUCAGGAGCCCCAACAAGUUCGACAACAAGUACUACGUUAAUCUUGUGAAUCGCCAGGGGCUUUUCACCUCCGACCAAGAUCUGUACACUGAUCCUAGGACCAAGGACAUUGUCGAGAGCUUUGCCGCUGAUGAGUCGCUGUUCUUUGAGAAAUUCGUGCAUUCCAUGCUUAAGAUGGGACAACUGAGCGUAUUGACUGGGAAGAAAGGAGAAAUUCGUGCAAAUUGCUCUGUGAGGAAUUCCGAUAAUAAGCUCUUUACUUCUGUGGUUGAAGACGAAGCCGAGGAGGCCUGGUCUGAGUUGAAAUGAGGGUUGUUUAAUUUGGAUGUUUAAUUUCUAGCUACAUUUUCCUGCGUUUUACUAAUGUAUUUUAUUUGCAAGUGGAGGUUUGUAACUUUGUAUCAUCUUAUCUUUGAGCUAUGGUGAAUUAAUUGCCUCUACAAUU
This is a messenger RNA of Rubroshorea leprosula, 1322 nucleotides long. NCBI's taxonomy places the organism in Eukaryota, Viridiplantae, Streptophyta, Magnoliopsida, Malvales, Dipterocarpaceae. The record is from the annotation of a GenBank genome assembly.